AUGAAAAUUCCCGAACGAAAAAGGAAUGGUUUCAUAUACAUAAAAUGUAGCUAUUGUCUCCGCCCCAUCCAUGCAGGCCGCGAGUUUUCUGAAAGGAUAAAAAUAGAGCGUGGCGUUUAUUAUCACAAGGGCUGCUACAACUGUGGACAAAAAUGUCCUGUUUGCUUGAAACCAAUCAGCUAUCAUCAAGAAGAAGAGAGCUUCCAGCAUUCAAUUUGGCCCCAGAUCAAAUACUGCAAAAUUCAUGUUGGCCAAAUUCCCAAGUGCUGUAUCUGUGAAAAAUAUCAGCCAAAAGAUGAAAAAUACAUCAAACUUGUGGAUGAACGAAUGCUCUGCAACGACUGUCGUUGGACGGCGAUCAUGGAUGUGGAUAAACUGCAGUCGCUUAAGAAUUAUUUGCUUCAUUUCUUCAAAGUAAAUCAUGUGUCCUUCAAGAAAGAUAUUCCCAUUUACUUGGUAGACAUUAAUGAUAUCAAAAGACUUGCAAAUCGUGGAGCUGUUCUUUCAGAUACUACUAUUAUAAGCUGUACUUUGGAAGAAGAAAAUAUGAUGGAGAUAGUGCCCAACAGGCUCCAGGAACUGCAGCUGAAACCCCCUUGGAUUCUGAUCGCUUAUGGCUUACCAUGGUUAAUAGCUGGGGAGCUCUUGGCUCAGGAAAUGAUGCACGUCUGGCUGCAGCUGAAGAAAGAUUACAAAACGUUUAACUGGCCAUUGAAAGAGGGAAUCUGCAGGGCGAUGGCGUACAAUUGCUUGGGCUACAUAACAGACCCGGCAGGGAGCGAAAGAGAGAAGAGAAUAAAAUUUUUCCAGGAGAUGAGAGCGUUUCGGAAGACGAGAAUACAGAACGAAAGGCCACAAGUGUUUGGAUUGGGAUACAUGGGAGCAACAAAUGCAAUUAAAAGAUAUGGAUUAAUCAGCACACUUGACAGAAUUUUCGCUAAGACCAACGGAGGAACAACGCAGGCGGCCAUGAAUAGAGAUGAAGAUUUCGAAUACACCCCUGAUUACGUACGAAGCCUGUCCAGGAAAAUUUCUAGUUGA
Pistacia vera is the source of this 1041-nucleotide messenger RNA. RefSeq names its product protein DA1-like. The record is from RefSeq and is a predicted model, not a curated record. Gene Ontology annotation, molecular function: ubiquitin binding. Bases 1 to 1041 code for a protein of 346 amino acids. NCBI's taxonomy places the organism in Eukaryota, Viridiplantae, Streptophyta, Magnoliopsida, Sapindales, Anacardiaceae. The transcript is spliced from 8 exons.